AUGUGUCACGGCCACCCUCGUCUCCACCCUUGCUCACACACUUCGAUCAACUGGCACUACUGCCCUUCGGCCCUGAUUGAUCUCGAAACAGGUGUAGAGACUCCUUGCUCACACCUGAGUUAUGCAACCGCCCAACCCAGCAAUGCCGACUGUCCUUUGAUCAACUGUCAUGUAACCAAGGUCCCAAUACCCAGGGCUGGUGUACAAUGCCAAAAGCCACACCAGGCCAUGGUACCUCCGCCCCUGUCAAUGAGUCUGAGACUUGUGAUCAUGGGUGCUGUGCCGAAUGCGCACGUUACCGUGGGUCUAUCAAUCCUCGAUGUACACCUGUUAACCAUUGAGCUAAACAACCGGCCUAGUCCCAACACGAGCGACCACCCCAGAUAUGGCAUUCAACACUGUGUCGCCCUCCGCAUCAGGCUCGUGUUCAAGAAGCAACAACUCUUACAAAUCGUCUACAUCCGGCAAUACCUCUUAUGGAUCUGUGACUUCAGCAAGCCGAAGCGCGGCCUACAGGGUCGAUUUGGAUCGGAUUCUUUCGUCAACGCGUUUGUCAGUGGUCACAGUCUGAGCUUGCCAGCUGUGACCGGAGGAACCUAUGAACCAGAGAAGUAUCGGUUCUAUCAUGUUUAUUUGCCCUCGACUCCGCAUCUUGGCCUUCAGCGUAUCUCUUCUGUGUCCGGGAAGAAGAAGCAGACCCUGAAGGGAGAGAGCCAUGUGAUUACACACAAUCCGCCCAUGAUUGACUUGCCCCGCCACAUUAAGUCCGGACCCGCAGUUCCCCCAAAAGCUCCCGUGAAGUGCCGCCGACGUGUCGUCUCAUCUGUCCAUCGCAUCACACGUCAGGGUCACAAUCUCAGAGAAGAAAAUCACAAGAACUACAUACUCGCCGUCAAAACUUUCUCAAUGGCCUGUGGAUCCGGCUGCUGCGGUCCUCCACAGGAACAGGCUUUCGCGAGGGACAACCCGCCUCUAGUCGCCUCGCCCCCAGAUGGAUUGGACCGCGACUAUCCUGAUGUUGUCGACACCUGCUGCGCGGUUGAGGAGAGCGAUUUGAAUGCCGUCAUUGAAGCUAAGGUGGAAGAAUGCAAGACGACCGAUCAUGGAAGAGACAAGGACUCUGGAAACACAAUCCUCCAGAACUGCUGCGCUGCGUCCAACGACGGCAGCAUUGACUCAGCACAAGUCGAAGAAGAUUGUUGCGCUCCAAAGGUCAAGGUUGGCGACUUUGCGAACGCUUGCUAUGGGUCUCAUAAUGAACAAGUUGCUGUAAUCAGCGCUAAAAGCAAUACCAUCGCCGAGUCUCCUGACGAGUCCGCAAAGAAGGUUCCUGGCGUUGGAUGCCAAUCUGAACAAGACGACCCCGCCUUCAAGUCAAUCGCGGCCUCGAUCAACACUCCCGAUUCCAAGCAGGACUCUUGUGCCCCAAAAUCCAAGAAGUGCUCUUCAGGAUGUUGUGGCUCGGCGAGGGGCAAAAGACCUACUGACAGCCCUGAGACCACAUCAAUCAAAGCAGUGGCGGGCGAAGUUAUUGCCGUGACCGAAUCUGAUGGUGAUGAACCUGUAAAGAUCUGCUCAGACGAUGGCAAAAAGGGUUGUUGCUCCUCUGGUUCUGCACCUGACGUUCGUGGAGAGAAGACACCCGGCUGUUGUGAGGGCAAGACGUCACCUUGCUGCGACUCUACUUGCAUCGAUCGCCUCGCUCUGCGCGAGUGCGCAAACGGAAAGGCUUCAAAGCUUCCGCAGACCUACCAAGCCUCCACAGACAAUAACUGCACUGGCGGCCAAGACGGCAAGGCGUGCCGAGGUCAUUCUCGAAGCGUACGUCAGAUUUAUCAGUCAAAGCUUGAUGCCUUGGGCUGUAUCUGCCGUGCACUUCUUGCUCUCGGCCAGGAAUCUUGCUGUGCUCCUCGUGAGCGCUCCUCCAUCGAAAGGAAGCGAUCUUCAAAGAAAUCCGCGUCUUUUCAUCGCACAUCGGUUGAUUCCUGCAGCGCUUCCGGGGUGGACAAAUCUGCUUCCCGUCCGGGACCAAGGAAAUGCGGCGAAAAGCCAACUCGCAGUUCAAGGUCUGGCAUCAAACCAGGUACAUGUAACGAUGGUUGCUGCUCGAAGCCCAAAACGCAGAGCAUUGUUGGAUCAUGUGCCGACUCCUGUUGCGACGAGUCGCCGUCGAGACCUAUUAACCAAUCGUUACCGCCUGAGCCGAAGAGUGUGAACGAGGAUCUUGAACAAGGCCUUGUUGGAAAAGAACACGUCGUGCUGAGCAUUUCUGGCAUGACCUGCACUGGGUGCGAAACAAAACUCAGACGAACUCUGGCCACGAUGAACGCAGUCAAAAACCUGAAGACUAGCUUGGUGUUGGCUCGAGCCGAAUUCGACUUGAACAUUGGCGCCGGCUCGGUGGAUGAAGUCAUCAAACAUCUCGAACGUACAACUGAGUUCAAAUGCGAAAAGAUCACCACGCAGGGUGCUGCCAGUGUUGACAUCGUCUGCCCUGGCGAUCCCCAAGAUUUCAUCAAUCAUCCAUGGCCCAAUGGUGUCACGGACAUUCGGGUCAUAGACAAGGCCAUUGUUCAUGUUGAAUUUGACGCGAAGGUCGUCGGAGCCCGUGAUCUGGUCGAAACAGGCUGGGGAACGCCUGUUACGCUGGCGCCACUUCGAGCGGAUCCUUCGUUGGAGGCUGGAAGCAAGCACAUUCGCAACAUGGGAUGCAUAACUUUGCUUUCAACUAUCCUGACGAUUCCCGUUCUCAUAAUGGCCUGGGCACCUCUUCCAAAAAGAGAAAUAGCAUAUGGCUCGGCAUCGCUAGCCUUGGCGACGAUUGUACAAGUCGUAAUUGCUGGGCCAUUCUAUCCAAAAGCUUUGAAGAGCUUGAUCUUUUCACGAGUUAUUGAGAUGGAUCUAUUGAUUGUGCUAAGCACAAGUGCCGCUUACAUCUUCUCCGUUGUGUCAUUUGGGUUUCUUGUCUCUCAGAAGCCUCUUUCGACUGGGGAGUUUUUCGAAACGAGUACCCUUCUUGUAACGCUCAUUAUGGUUGGUAGGUAUGUGAGCGCUCUAGCGCGACAAAGAGCCGUCGAGUCUAUCUCGAUACGAUCUCUUCAGAUCUCGACGGCUCUGAUUGUUAAUUCAGUUGGUGAGGAUGAGGAGAUUGACGCCCGUCUCCUCCAGUACGGAGACAUCUUCAAGGUCGUCCCUGAUUCCAGAAUCCCUACCGAUGGGACAGUUAUCUCAGGUUUCUCGCAAGUUGAUGAGUCAAUGAUGACUGGGGAGUCAGGACGCAUCGAAAAGUCCACCGGAUCCUCAGUCAUUGCUGGCACUGUAAACGGCUUUGGCUCUCUUACCGUUCGUCUGAAUAGACUUCCUGGCAAUAACACCAUCAGCAAUAUCGCCGGAAUGGUCGACGAGGCUAAGCUUUCUAAGCCAAAGAUCCAGGACAUUGCCGAUAGAGUCGCUUCAUACUUCGUACCGGUAGUUAUGGCCAUCACCAUCAUCACUUUCUCGAUUUGGAUUGCUGUUGGCAUUGCGGUCCGCAAGCAGGGUGGCUCUGAAGCAACUAUCCAGGCGGUAACAUACGCCAUCACCGUCCUCAUUGUAUCUUGCCCAUGCGCUAUAGGCCUCGCAGUACCCAUGGUCAUUUUAAUCGCGAGUGGUGCAGCUGCCGAAAAGGGUAUCGUCUUCAAAUCUGCGGACAGCAUUGAGCUUGCCUAUAAGACUUCGCACGUUGUCUUUGACAAAACCGGAACCCUUACAACUGGAAAUCUCAGAGUUGCGCACGAGACAUACUUUACAAAAGAUCAAGAGGCCAUCAGAUCGGUGCUUCUCGGCCUCGUUGGCACCAUCAAACACCCAGUCUCUGUUGCCAUUUUCACUCAUCUAAAAGCACACGUUGCUACACCUACAGCUGUUACGGAUCUGAAGGCCCUAACGGGCAAGGGUGUUGAGGCGAAACUCGACGGAGCCACUCUUCGAGCUGGCAACUCGCGUUGGCUUGGUCUCUCUAACGACCCCAGGGUUCAAUCAGUCCUAUCCAAGAGCUACACAGCCUUCUGCUUUACUGUGGACAACUCCUUGGUUGCUGUCUUUGGCCUCGAAGACUCUAUCCGCACAGAUGCUCUUGAAACAAUUUCCAAUCUCCAGGCUUCCGGCAUUUCUGUUCACAUCCUCUCAGGGGAUGAUGAUGGUGCCGUUCGAACAGUGGCUUCACGAUUGGGCAUCUCAGAUCUAAACGUUCGUUCCCGAUGCACCCCUGGCGACAAGCAAGAGUACAUCCAGAACCUACUGUCGCAACCUUUGUCCGACGCCCGCCGAUUCAGAGCGAAGAAGCCGAAAGAGCCAGUCAUCAUCUUCUGUGGCGAUGGAACUAACGAUGCAGUUGCACUGGCACAGGCCACCAUUGGCGUGCACAUGAACGAGGGGACCGACGUCGCAAAGUCCGCCGCGGACGUCGUUCUCAUGCGUCCGAGCCUUGCGGGGAUUCUCACCAUCAUUGCCAUUAGCAAGAAAGCUAUCCACAGGAUUGCCUUCAACUUUGGCUGGAGCUUCGUAUACAACGUGUUUGCUAUUCUCCUCGGCGCUGGCGCGUUUGUCAACGCCAGGAUUCCGCCCGAAUUUGCGGGCUUGGCCCUCUAUCGUUACAUGCCAGACCCAGGUGGGGGAUCCGCUCCGGAGAGGGCGUGUGAUGCUCACAGGCGGGCGCCUGAGGAUGUGCGUCGGGGCAUAUUCAACAUUUGCCACAAGAAUAGUCGCUCUUUGCUUUUGGAUGCUUGGAACUUGUUUUUCAUUGGUUUGUGGUUUCUUGGUAUCGCAAAAGGCACGGCUCCGUGUGCCCCAUCGCAGUCUCUGAAUCUCAGCUCUCAGAUCUUACCUUCAACUGACAUGUCUCUCAUUCUUUCUGCCUCACCUAUCGCGAUCAACGAUGGGCAGCAAGACACUUCUCCACCCUUGAUAGAUAAGGUACCACAGGUCAUCUUUGUGAACAUGAAUCUUCCACCGCCAAGUUUGAGGUAUCUGCCUCUCGACGCCUUCGUGCCCGAGGCUGUCCAUGCUUUGGGGAUACACCUAAUUCAAGAGUACUCGGGCGAAUCAAGGGAUCAAGGCGGUCAACUUGACAAGAUGUUUGUACUUCUGACGGCAGAUAUCCUCCCAGUGACGUCUGAUCUAGACGCUAGAUUGGUUUAG
Molecule: messenger RNA, 5178 nt
Organism: Colletotrichum lupini
Lineage: Eukaryota; Fungi; Ascomycota; Sordariomycetes; Glomerellales; Glomerellaceae
Product: copper-translocating P-type ATPase
Exons: 13
Coding region: 1-5178 (1725 amino acids)
Biological process (GO): monoatomic cation transport
Cellular component (GO): membrane
Molecular function (GO): ATPase-coupled monoatomic cation transmembrane transporter activity; metal ion binding; ATP binding
Source: RefSeq, a predicted model, not a curated record